GCGAUGGGACCAAGAUGACCGACACCGAAAGGAACGGGGCUCAGUGGGGUCAAGGGGUGGGUAUCGGAGGGGCCGGGAGUGGCCCAGGGGGCUGAGCUUCAAGGAAGAGGGGCAGGACAGAGAGGGAACUGAGGGAGACAGGGACACAAAGGGUCUUUGCACCUUGCACACCUGCAGGCCAAGGUCCGGUCAGUCGGAGGCCCAAGAGUGUGCCCUAAAGUGGUCUUUUUAAGGCCGAACCGCCGCAGAGAAGGAAUGAACAAAGCUGGAGAGACCCGCACUAUCCUUGAGAUGUUUCUAGGGUGGGAAAAGAGGAUCAACGCUGUAAGAAACAGGCCAGUGUGGCUCCACCUGCACAGACAACUGAAAAUGUUUCAAACAGAUGAAGAAAUAAUCUCAAGGAGUGUCGUACUAGGAGAGCUAACAGGGAAGCGCUGAUUCUAGAGAGACAGGAGCAAAGCUGGACUCUGGAGGACGGGGCCUGCCUACACAAUGCUGGAGCAGGGGAAGGUAUGCUAGGCACAGCUGGUGUCACAGCAGGCCACAUCUGCUUGGAGGAAAGCUGCUGGGGACAAUGCUCUAAGUGCUGACCUUGCACCUGUUAUCAGGAACAAGGUGAGUGACCAUGGGAGGAGACACAGCAGGUAGUGUCCUCAGUAGGAGAGAGGAGCAAAUUGUCCAAAGGAAGCUGUGCCAAGGCCUGGCAAAGGGUGUCAGGGCUGGAAAAGAGGGUGAAGAUGGGAGCAGAGAAAAGGGGGAAGGGCCAAGGCUGAUGGGGACCCAUCCCCUCCUGGCCCACCUCAGCCCCACUGACUCACUCCCCAGGAGCAGUCCUCCCAAGCUCCUUCAAGGUAUGGUUCUCCUGAGUGUCCCAGGGUUCAAACCUGUGACAUUCAGGGUCAUCUGAGAGAGAGGCACCUACUCCCUAUGGGCGGAUAUGACCAAGGUUAAACCCAAGGCUAGGCCAGACCUGCCUGCUCCUGUUCCUCCGGGUGUGGCCUAGAGCAGGUGUUAGAUAAUGGGGCAACCACAGCAGAGGGGCUGCAACGCUGGCAGAAACUGGUCCCUGACCAAUACUAACCUCUCUACUUGCACCAUCCUCAGGGAGCAUUCUAGGAGCAGCUGCUGGCACUCCAGGCCCAGCCUUCUGCCCCUCAGCCCCAGAUCUGCCCCGGGAGCCCAGCCAGGGCCAUGGUCUAGGAAACCCCACCACCACCACCACCGCCCCCAGAGGGAACACACAGCCAAGAGCAGAAAUCCCUGCCAGUUGUCCCCUGCACAGAGCCACUGUCAGAGAAGCAGCCUGGCAAAGGUUUAAAUGAGGAAAGAGAAGUACAGGGUGGUGAAAAGUCUAGCCAAACCAUGCAGGAGAGGGCAGAGCCCUGGCUUCCUAAAGCCUGUGACCCCACAAGCCAGGAGUCUUUGCCCCUCCUGGCCUGCCUUUACCUUUCUGAGCCCUGCUGCAUCGCCCACAGACCACCUGUGUGGACACCAGCAAGGCUUCCAGGACUGAAAGGGAAAAGUCAGGGAUUCUCCUCAGCAUCUUCCCUGUGGGGUCACUGUAGCCUCCACCUCUCUCAAGGUGGUCACUGCCUCUCUUAAGGUGGCCCUCCCUACCCUACUCUUCCCAGGCUUCCUGGAGUCUGUGACUACCAUUGGGGUUUCCUAUACUCCACUCCCACCUUUGUAAAUUAUGCCCUUGUUAAACCCUCCUCAGACUGCCUUAACUGGAGUAUGCCUUGUUUCCUACUGGGACCCAAACUUGUACAACCACCCACCCUGGAUUUCUUGGGAUUCCCGGGUUGCAGUAAUCUACCCCACCACUCCACAAGCAGUCCUGGCUUCAGAUGUGGAGGCAUGGGCUGACUGAUAUGUCUCCACAGCCCCCUCCUACCUCAGGUCCUAGCCAAAUGUAAGGCCAGUCUCUGCAGGUCUUUGGUCUGCUCCAGCCCACUGGCUGGCCUUCCAGGAUUCCAAGUUCAAGUGACUCAGGCCAGAGACUCAUUCCCUUAGGGCACCCCUCCUUUAUGACUUCACCCACUGAAGUCACCUGGGAGACAAUGCCCACUGUUCCACCCCAGAGUAUGGGCCUCUAGGAGGCAGGGACAGCAGGCCCGGCCAGCCCAGAGGACUCUCUGUCCACAGUGUAAAUGAGGACGCCACUUGCCCAUGUCUCGCAGGGAUGUAGAGGGCAGCCUCAGAGGCACUGGGUGCUCCUGGCACCAUGGAUGAUGCUGCCAUCCUCAAGCGACGAGGCUACAUCAUGGGGAUAAAUUUGGGAGAGGGCUCAUAUGCAAAAGUCAAAUCUGCUUACUCUGAGCGACUGAAGUUCAACGUGGCAGUCAAGAUUAUUGACCGCAAGAAAGCCCCCACAGACUUUUUGGAGAAAUUCCUUCCCCGGGAAAUUGAAAUUCUGGCCAUGCUAAACCACCACUCCAUUGUCAAGACCUACGAGAUCUUUGAGACAUCAGACGGCAAGGUCUACAUUGUCAUGGAGCUCGGCGUCCAAGGUGACCUUCUCGAGUUCAUCAAAACCCGGGGAGCCCUGCACGAGGAUGAUGCUCGCAAGAAAUUCCACCAGCUCUCCUUGGCCAUCAAGUACUGCCAUGACCUGGACAUUGUCCACCGAGACCUCAAGUGCGAGAACCUUCUCCUAGACAAGGACUUCAACAUCAAGCUGUCUGAUUUCGGAUUCUCCAAGCGCUGCCUACGGGACGACAGUGGCCGACUGACACUGAGCAAGACCUUCUGUGGGUCUGCGGCGUACGCGGCACCUGAGGUGCUGCAGGGCAUCCCCUACCAGCCCAAGGUCUAUGACAUCUGGAGCCUGGGCGUGAUCCUCUAUAUCAUGGUCUGCGGCUCCAUGCCUUAUGAUGACUCCAACAUCAAGAAGAUGCUGCGCAUUCAGAAGGAGCACCGUGUCAACUUCCCGCGCUCCAAACACCUGACGGGAGAAUGCAAGGACCUCAUUUAUCGCAUGCUACAGCCGGACGUCAACCGGCGAUUGCACAUCGACGAGAUCCUCAGCCACUGCUGGGUGCAACCUAAGGCCCGGGGCCUGUCCUCUGCAGCCAUCAACAAGGAGGGGGAGAGCUCCCAGGGCACUGAACCCUUGAGUAUCCCUGAGUCUGGCUCUGCCAAGAAGUCUGCCACCAACCUGGAGCCCCAAGAGGAGGCACAGCCUGAGGCAAGGUUCGAGUCAAAACCCGAGGAGGAGACACUGCAAAGGCAGGUGUCCAAGCAGCUGGAGACCACAGCUGAGCAGCUGAGCAGUGAGACAGUGGAAGAGCCCCCUCCACAGCUUUCAGAGACAUACACCUAGUAGACCUCUCCCAUGGCCCAUGGGCCCUGCAGGGAAUGAGGCAGAGCUCAUAGCUUCCAGUCUGAGCUCCAAAAAAGCCAAGGGAUGAGUCAGAGAAGGAAAAAAGACCCCAAUGAGUCACUAUUUUCGUCAGUUUCUUUUCCCUCCCAUUCAACUAGGCAACCCCCAUUGCUAAAGAAGCAAUAAAUCACUAUAUUAUUGCAAA
Hipposideros armiger (great roundleaf bat) is the source of this 3527-nucleotide messenger RNA. RefSeq names its product testis specific serine kinase 1B (gene TSSK1B). Lineage: Eukaryota; Metazoa; Chordata; Mammalia; Chiroptera; Hipposideridae. Bases 2225 to 3322 code for a protein of 365 amino acids. Gene Ontology annotation, biological process: protein phosphorylation; microtubule cytoskeleton organization; intracellular signal transduction. Gene Ontology annotation, molecular function: tau-protein kinase activity; ATP binding. The transcript has a single exon. The record is from RefSeq and is a predicted model, not a curated record. Gene Ontology annotation, cellular component: cytoplasm.